Micropterus salmoides (largemouth bass) is the source of this 3998-nucleotide messenger RNA. RefSeq lists its product as uncharacterized. Gene Ontology annotation, molecular function: cell-cell adhesion mediator activity. Lineage: Eukaryota; Metazoa; Chordata; Actinopteri; Centrarchiformes; Centrarchidae. The coding region runs from base 643 to 1770 and encodes 375 amino acids. The transcript has 7 exons. The record is from RefSeq and is a predicted model, not a curated record.
AUUAUUUAUGUCCGUGUUUAUGACAGAUAUCUUUUUAAAAUAUCUAUAAAAUUGAAAAUGAAAGUUGCAGGGUAUAGUAGGCAACCUCUGAACUACUUAUACUGUGCUAUUUCUUUCACUACACACUGAGUUACUAGUGAGCAGACACAUGAGUCUAACUUUAGCCUGAAACCAUUUAUUAACAAGGAAAACAUAAUUAACAUUUGGAAGAUACGUAGCAGGGGUAGGCCGAGAAGGCUGCAUUCAUGGAACAAUUACUCAAAGCGUAAAACAAGAAUCUUACAUUUACCCUGGAAUCGCCACCUGUCCCACAAAAUAAUACACACUUACUGACACUGGAGGGCGCUGUGAGCCCAAAACUGCGUUGUGGCUGUGCCUGCACACAGAACUCCACCAUAUCCAGUAAACUCGUAAAGUCUGGAGCUGCCACUGGCUGGUGUUCAUUGUGCUGGUGGUGCGCAGAGUAGAAAACACUCGGAAGCGUAGAAAUAGUUUCUCGCUCGUUCUGGAGAGAUGUUACAAAAUACUGCUGGGUCGUAAGGACGAGAAAGAUGUUUCAGAGGUAGUACAUCUUCAACUUUUGGCUUUUAUCUUUUGAGGACAAGUAGAGUACCAAUCUUCCCCCUCCGUGUUAAAUAAGCAAUGAAGAAGAUGAUGAUCGAGGCCUCUUGUAGGAAAGGUCUUCAGGUGUGUUUACUCCUACUGAUGGUGGGAAGACUGCAGGGCAGGGUAAAAGCACCAGAGCGUCUGGAAGCUCCCGUGGGGAAGCCCUUCAAUCUGACUUGCAGUGUUUCGAGGGAACAAGGUGAGUCUCUGAGGCAGGUGCGUUGGUUGGAUGUCCAGAACCAGACCCUGCUGAGCUACCAGCCCGGCCUCAGAGACAGUGUGAGUGGACAGCAGCAUGUGGAGCUCGCCUCCUCCCCAAAAGACACCUCGGUCAUCACCAUCCGCAGGGUGGGUUUCCGUGACGAAGGCUGCUACACCUGCAUCUUUGACAUGCAUCCUUCCGGUUCAAAGCAGGGACAGACCUGCCUCACUGUUACCUCGCAAGUCACCGUUGACAGCAACAAGACAGCAGUGAGCGGCAAGAAGGCCUCCCUCUCGUGCUCCUAUGGUUUGCCUGAAAAGGUGCAGCAGAUCAUAUGGAGACACACGUCUGCGCAAGGAGACUCCAUAGAGGUGGCCUCCUUUGCAAAGAAGAGCGACCCCAUGAUAGAGCCACCGUAUCAGGGGAGAGUCUGGCUAAGUGCCUCCAUGUCCGACAGUCAGCUCACCAUCCAGCCUGUCACUAUCCAGGAUGAGGGCUGCUACACCUGCCUGUAUACCACACAUCCCGACGGGCCAAAGAGCUCCACAGUUUGCCUCGCCACCUUUGUGCUGCCCAAACCGCAGGUGAGCUACAAGACCACCUCUCCAGGUGUGAUCGAAGCCAACUGUACCUCAGUGUCCCGCCCCCCAGCAGAGAUAGUGUGGAAUGUGGAGAGGGAUAACCGCACCAUGGGCCCCCCUGUGACGACCCAGCUCCCGCAGAGUGACGGGACCACUCUUGUCAUCAGUACACUGACUGUCAAGUCAGGGCUGCUGAAAGAUGUGUCCAUCAAAUGCUUGGUGCAUCACAAAGGGCUUGAGUCACCAAUUGCGGUAUCUAUGAACACUAAAAUUGGGACGGCUCUCACCAUCCUGAUCUCAGUCACUACAGUGGCAGCCCUCUUGGUCAUGUCCCUCUGUUUCUGCCUUUGGAAGUGUUUCUUGCGGAAAGAAGCCGAUUAAUCUUUUAGAUGAGACCAAUGAGACCAGAGGCUGAAAAGAAGAGGCAGUGCUUCCCAGAGGCCAACCUUGCAGAAAUGUUUCCCUGCAUCAUCAUCAUCAUCAUCAUCAUCAUCAUCAUCAUCAUCCCCAUCAAGGGAAAAUGCUCUGACACACCUCUACAGGAUGUCAAAUACAAUCCUAUGAGCGCCAACUGUGCGACAUUCAUCUCUGCUCUUCUGCCUCUUACCAGACUCUUAUAUAAUCUCCAGGCUGUCCUCACAUGAAGUCAAUGAGAAAAUGCUGAGUGCAUGAUUUUUUCCUCUCUGGCUCUGUAAUUGAUUGAGGCGAUGGCUACACAUUCCACAGCCCACAACAGAGUCACUUAAAAUACUUCACUCUGGUUGUUCUCGUCAUUUACCAGGUCAUUUAAGUAUAAGUCUGGUGAUUUAUUAUUUUUCUUAUACAGCAAAUCCCAUGAAAAGCCUAAAGCUUUAUUCAGACUGCAGGCAAAUCAGACAGACUGUCUGCACAGUUAUUUGUGAGUGACCAGAUCAGAUUUGUGUGUCCAGACAUUACCAACCAAUCUGCAUGGCUUGCUGUGGUAAAGAUGUGGGCAUCAGUAACUACGUACGGAGGUAAGGUGGCUUUUUAAUGUGGAAGCAUGAGAAAUGGAGAUUAUCACUCCUUCGUCGCUGAGUUUGUCUGGUGCGAUGGAGAAGUCUUGCAAUGUGACUUGAAAGAACAAAGAAUGGAUUUUAUGCUCUUCCGUGGCUUUGGAUUUCAUGUCGUCGUUGCGUGUCACAGUGCAUGUCGCGUUGCAAGUGGUGCAAAUGACAUUUUGAAAUUCGAUUUGAGUGGCCAGAGCAUCCAGACUGAGACACAUCUAUAGAAAUUAUAUUGGAAUCACAUUUCAAACCACCUCUAAAUGUGGCUUGUAUCCAAUUUGGUUUUUUUGCUGUCCAUACUUCAGAUGAAUCUGGAUAUGCCAAAAAAAAAUUAUUUGGGCUAGCAGUCUGAACAAGGUCUAAAACUAACAAUUUAUUCUACUUAAAACUGUCUGUGUAGCCAAAACUAUCCAAUUGUCCAAUAAUGAUUAAAAACAAAUUAACAAGCCACAUGAUGCACAUGAGUAUCUACCAGAGCAAAUGAACCAUGUGCUCACAGAUUUGUCCGGUUCCCAGGCUAAUGCCCAGCUGUUUUAGAAAAUGAUUUAACUUCUUAUUCUCAGUAAGUUCCCUGACUGAACUAGUAAUGUUUACAUGGGAGUAUAGAAUAUCGCCAGACUUGUCCUUUAAAUAAGCUAAUUGGCACUAUGAACUCACCAUUAAGUUUUUACUUCUUUUACCUCAGUCAAAGGCCUCAGUCACUUCUGUGUGUUGUCAAACCUGGGUGGGGUUACGGAUUUUCUGUAUUAGUUCAACUAAGAGGGCUACAAGCGUAUCUAUCGUUUGUGUAAUAUCUAUUGCAAACUUUUUUUUACAUGUUGGAAGUCUGUUUGUGUGUGUCGUGAGAGAGAAUGUGUGCAUAUUUUCAGAGGUUAGAUGGCUUGAAUCAAUUCCCUGAAGAAGCAACGAUGAAACCUUUUUGGUGCCCCCGAAAGGAAUGCGUGUCAUGUUGCCUGUCUACAGUCAGACAGAGUCAGGCCAGUUCAUGUGUGUGAUGAUGUGAGUGUUUAGGUUGGACUGUUGGGUGGCUUGGUGGUUUGAUAAUGGUUAAAUUACCUAAAGAGCCAAUGUGCUGCUGUGAUUGUUCUUGAACCUCUUGUUUUUUUUGUUCGUUGCUUUGGAUCAAAGUGGCACCAGAAUGCCUAAAAUAUGUGUUAUGAGGCUUUUGGAAUAUAUCAUGUUUGCAUGUGUACAGCGGUAUUUAAAAAAAUAAGCUUUACGCUGAAAUAAUCUUCUGUAUCAAAGCAUAUGAUUUGAAUUUGAGUCAGUUAUCAACUGAAUAACAUGCAAGUUAUCAGACUUCAAGCUUUGUGCUUCAAUCGGGCACAUCACAUUCCUCACAAUUAAAAAGAGUUUAGGCAGCAUUCCCCUGUCUGUAUAGUUUCACUAUAUGCACAUUAACUAAUCCUGAAACGUGUUUUUUGAAACAUUUUUUAAAUAAAUGGAAAUGUUGCAUAGCAUCCAAACCUGUACAGAGCAACUGUUGGCCCGUAACAGAAGAAGAAAAUAUGAAACGAUGCAUUAUGACCAUGUAAAAUUGAUGUAAUAAAUGGAGCAAACAGAAUAAUAAAAAUAUUAAAAAUG